This is a messenger RNA of Cercospora beticola, 1586 nucleotides long. RefSeq names its product glycosyltransferase family 69 protein. Lineage: Eukaryota; Fungi; Ascomycota; Dothideomycetes; Mycosphaerellales; Mycosphaerellaceae. The record is from RefSeq and is a predicted model, not a curated record.
CUCGUACGUGUGCUCUGUCGUUCCGACAACAAAUGCAUUCACCCUCCCCUCGCCUUGCUUCCGCUGGUGCCUUAUAUGGGACGCGAGUGGAGACCAAGUCUCGAUGGCAUAGCUGAAUCCACACGAGAAGAUCGCACCUUCUCAUAUGCACCACAUAGCAUGCAACCCCGUCGGCGGAAGGACUCUGGCCUCCUCGGACGCUUCCAACCUACGAAAGCGGGCACCACCCGCAAACGUCGAGAUGCCUACAACUCGGCGCCUAAGCGAUGGGCCAAGUAUGCUGCCAUCAUACUGCUGGCCUGGACAGUGAUCGAGGUCCUACUCGCCAAAAAUGCCAUCAGUCGCGAGGCUGCCACAAAAUCCCCGGCCCUUGGCGGAGAGAAGAUCUUCAUAACCUCGAUUCACUGGACCUCAGAGAAUAUGCUACGAUACAACUGGAUCCCACAGGUGAUAGAGCUGACGAAGGCUAUCGGCCGCGAGAAUGUCUUUCUCAGCAUCUACGAGAGUGGGAGUUUGGACGACAGUAAAGGCGCCUUGCGAGAGCUCGACGCUCAACUAGAAGCAGCUGGCAUCAGUCGGAGAAUUGUGCUGGAGAAUACGACGCAUUUGGAGGAGAUGGAGAAGAGACCUCCUGUAGGCGUGAAGAAGGAGGGGUUCAUUCAGACACCAGAGACAGGACCUACGACGGGGAUACCGGGCUUUGACUACACACCAUCGGGCAAGAUGGAGUUGAGAAGGAUACCUUACCUUGCGAAGGCAAGGAAUCUGGCAUUGGAUCCGCUGUUUGAGCUGCACGAUAAGGGGUUGAAGUUCGACAAGGUCCUGUUCUUGAAUGAUGUUGUAUUCGACAAUCAUGACAUUCAGACUCUACUGCACACGAACGAGGGAGAAUAUGGCGCUGCAUGCUCAUUGGACUUUUCCAAACCUCCUAGUCUGUAUGACACAUUUGCUUUGAGGGAUAUUGAUGGCAAGGAGCCACUGAUGCAAACAUGGCCAUUCUUCGGUAAUGGGAAGAGUCGAAAAGCUCUCAAGAACAGCAAACCCGUGAGAGUGAAAAGCUGCUGGAAUGGCAUGGUCGCUAUGCCGGCGGAGGCCUUCUACGGUGGCUACCGAUCACUGAAUUUCCGUGCUCUGCCCGACAGUCUGGCAGACUCACAUCUCGAAGCUUCGGAAUGCUGUCUGAUUCACGCCGACAGCCCCUUCUCGACAUGGAAAGGCGUGUACCUAAACCCAAACGUGCGUGUUGGCUAUCAGCCAGAAGCCUAUGGAGUGGUACACAAGGCGAAUUGGGUCUCAACGUUCCGAGCUGUCCAUGGUAUCUGGAUGAAUCGACUGCUGCGCUGGACUUCGUUCAUCAGGCAUCGGACUUCGACCAUACAGCAGAGGAUUGCAGAGUGGAAAGCAGCGUCCGAAACGCAUUUUGAGGGCGGAGACUUUUGCGCGAUAGAUGAGAUGCAGGUCAUCUACGAAUUUGGCUGGGCUCAUGUUUGAGUACCUCGCUGCAGAUGUACAGUUGUACAGAAAAGAAAAACGCAGAGUGAAGUCUCGUUUGGUAUAUGGGCUUCUGGUCAAUUGGAACACAGAAC